AAAAAAAUACUUAUUGAGAUAAAAUGAAUAUUUAAAUAAGUGAAUAUAAAUAGUAAUUUAAUUAAAUUAUUUAAAGCAAAAAUAUAAUUAUGGAGUUUGUAUAUAAAGGAAUAAUUUUAUUGAUCAGUCUCUUUCCAUUUAUUAUAGGGAGCGAACUAGAUUACGAUGGCUGGUUACAUAUACGUUUGUACCAUGCUUUAAAUGAUAAUUCGAUACCUCAUUUUACGGAAAGAGGAAACAUAACAGUUUCUAGUAUAAAAAAUGGAGUUUCAAGUAUAGCCCAAGCUGGUUUAGAUCCAUCACAACUGACAGCUAUAAAAACUUUAGCAAAUAAUGAUCAAAGAUAUCGACUAAAAGCAGUAAUACGUACAUAUUCUGGAUUUGAAUCAACAUAUUUAACAUCUGCGCCAGCAUGUCAUUUACUUGGGACUGAAUUUGAAGACAUUUUAACAGUUUGGCUAGAUAUAGGAGGGGAACCAAUAUCAGUAACUCAAGUCUCUCCUGGUCCAUGUAUGACUAAUUUACCAACGACAAAAAUGUGGACAACUAGCGUGCAAAUACGAACUCCUGAUGCAGGUCCUACUCCUGAUACCGCUUCAUAUAUUUACAAGCUUGAGAAAGAAAAGGAGGCAAGAGAAAGAGGCGAAACCAAAGACAAUCGAUCAUUCCUAGCUAAAUAUUGGAUGUAUAUUGUUCCUGCACUAAUUUUCGUGGUUCUUACAUCGGCAGCUAAUCCUGAUGCCGCAGCUGGAGGUGGCGGUGGUGGCGGUCAAAGACAAUAAUUUUAAUUCAAUAGCUAAUUUGUUAAAAAAAUAAUUUCUUUCAAUAGUAUUUAUUUCU
Cotesia glomerata is the source of this 840-nucleotide messenger RNA. It is a transcript of the gene EMC10, whose product is annotated as ER membrane protein complex subunit 10. Gene Ontology annotation, cellular component: EMC complex. Bases 90 to 782 code for a protein of 230 amino acids. The record is from RefSeq and is a predicted model, not a curated record. NCBI's taxonomy places the organism in Eukaryota, Metazoa, Arthropoda, Insecta, Hymenoptera, Braconidae. The transcript is spliced from 4 exons.